This is a messenger RNA of Physcomitrium patens, 6436 nucleotides long. RefSeq lists its product as uncharacterized. Gene Ontology annotation, cellular component: transcription factor TFIIIC complex. The record is from RefSeq and is a predicted model, not a curated record. Lineage: Eukaryota; Viridiplantae; Streptophyta; Bryopsida; Funariales; Funariaceae. Gene Ontology annotation, biological process: 5S class rRNA transcription by RNA polymerase III; transcription initiation at RNA polymerase III promoter. Gene Ontology annotation, molecular function: DNA binding.
AUUGUGGACAAACAUCGUGAGAUCGAACCUUGAGAAACCCUAUUGCUCGAUGGUUUUACUCAUGAGGAGAAUGGUGAUGCCUUCGAGUUGCCUGCGCAAUUGGUGACGAGCGCGAACGAUUGUGAGCGCCAGGGAGGAAUUGGCGCAGCUUUUGCAGCAGCAGCGCCAUGGAUGCUCUGGUGUCUACAGCGCUGCAUGAAAUCGCUGUUGAAGCAGCUCAAGGAUGUUCCUUGCCAAAGUUAUGGACAGGAUUGCAGGGAGCUGCAGCAGCCUUAGAGAUAGAUCUGGAUGCAAGAGUCAAGCAGAUGCUCUGGAAACAAGUGCUUCACGUUCCACGCAUAACCUUCUUGAUUCCAAACUUGCGAGAAUCUCAAACCGUAGAGGCAGGUCACCCCUCUAUUCAAUUGGUGGAGGAAGCAGAGAAGCUCGGGGUGCAUGUCGUAGCUCCCGAGGGCUUACGGGAAAGUUGCCUGGGCUUGUACGAUGGUAAACUAUGCGAUGCAGCUAUUUCAAGAGACCAGCGAGAGCUUCUUGAGCGGCUUGCAAAGGCCAGGUUCGCAGCUUCGACGUACCAGUUUUGUUCUUUUUUUUCAGUGGUUUAUUGCAGCUAUUUGUACCUGCUGCUCCUCAUGCUGAUGCUUUUGCCGAUGUGCUUUAACUAUUUUUCAAGGAGUCAAGGAGUUACACAAAGCCAGUUGGGCAAAGAGUUUAAGACAGGCGGGAACAAAAUGUUUUAUGUCGUGAAAAGCCUGGAGUCACGUGGGCUUGUAGUUCGGCAUGCUACUAUUGUGCGUACUCAUCAACCAUCGGUGAAAGGGUCAAAUAACAAGUUUGUUCCUAUUGUGGCGACCAAUCUGGUCCAUCUAUCUCGCUAUGAGAAAGAUCAAAACCUUGGUUCGCAUGCACGCUAUGAGAUCCCAAGUUCAUCCAAGUCCAAUCUUUCACAUAAUAGCGUUUCUGGGUCUGGAAAUGCAGCAGCUGGAGAAGAAGACGCCAAUCAUGCAACUGAGGAGGUUCUUAUUAAUGAUGAUUACCCUGCAAUGCAACGAAUUUGUGAGAAGCUUGAAUCUGCUGAAGACAAGGUGAUGGUGGUGUCGGACUUGAAGCUAGAUCUGAAUUAUCGUUUUGCUCAAGGCCAUCGGAGUUGGCGCAGACUGGCCAAACGACUCCAGGAUGCUGGUAUGGUGGAAAUUUUUAAUGCCCAGAUUGCGGGGUCAAAAAUUGCACCUUGUAUCAGGUUGUUAAAAUCUUUCAAUACGAAAGCCUUCAGUGCAGGGAGCGAUGACACAGAAGCUGAGACACAACUACGCGGUGUGAAACGGGGCCAAGUAACGGAUCAAGUGGUUGAAAGUGUCCUUGACCGUCAGAUUUAUGAUCUUAUUGAUAAUUCAGGUCCUAGUGGACUGUAUAUGAUGGAUAUUUGGAAGCAAUUAGGAUUAAACAACAAACGCAACUACUUCCGGGUUACCAAUAUGCUUGCGAAGGGCUGCAUUGUUUCCGAGGCAGAGCAGCACAAGAAAUCAAUGCUUUACCGACUUAGAACAGCACCUAAUGCCUUUCAACCAGCUUCCAACCCCACACCAGCAGAUCAAGAACCACACUUUAUUCCUCCGCUAGCACAAAUUGCUCCCCCAUCUGCUGUAAAAAUUCGUAGGACACGAAAACCCUCUGACAAAGAAAAAGAAAAGGAGAAGGGAAAGGAGAAGGAGAAGGAAGAGAGCCUAAUAGAGGACAAUACAGAGGUCCUUGCGAUUACCAACAUUUCGGAUGGACCAGAGAAAUCAAAUAACUGUCGAAUUUUGGAUCUUUCGAUUGUGAAAGUGGAUGAAGACGAGCCCUUAGUUGAAACGUUCGGGCAGAUGUAUCCAUUCCCGCUGCAGACCACCACAGCUAUACAGCGGGAAUUUCGUAUCAUGCAAAGAUUGAAUGAAGAGAAGUUCAUACCCCGGGUGGAGCUUCACAGAUGGAUUGAAGAAUCUGAGAAGGAUCGUAAAGACACUAUGAUGGAUCGCAAGACUCUUACACGAUUGCUUCAGAAGUUACAGCGAGAGGGUCGGGUUAAGUGCAUUGUUUUGAGCAUGCCUGGCCUUACCAAUUGUGGACGGAGUCGGCAAAGUGAGGUCGUUCUUCUUCCUGAAGUGCAGGUUGGACCUGAUUUGCUUGCCAAAGUACAUGACCGCAUUCGUCAGUUUGACAUGAUCAAUAGGGGCUACGGGUCAUCGAAAGCUAAAGCAGAUGCUUCCUCAGUCCCUGUUUUGGCGAGUGUUAAGCAAAUUCACAAAGGUGGAAAGAGAAAAUUUCAACCCACAGCUGAAAUUGAGGCUGAGAAGGCUAGGACACUGAGUGAAAAUGGGUUCGUUCCUGCAAAGAUGGUUCGGGUUCGGAUGCUUCAUACUUUCCUGUGGUCGUAUGUAAAUGGUAUCUCAGAGUACGCUGAUGACGAGCUGGUGAUGAAGCCAGAUGAAAGCUCUUGUCGGGUUUUUUCAUUGGCGCUUGCAGUGAAGGCAAUGCCUGUGGAUCUCUUUCUGCAAGUUGUCGGCUCAACUAAGUCAACAGAAGAGUUGGAGCCUUACACCAACAAGGGACUACGCUUGUGUGAUCUUCCAGAAUCAGAAAGUUCGUCACUGCUUGUUUCGCAUGCAAAUAGUCGUCUUUCUUGGCUGAUUGAUAUACUGCGGCGAUUAAAGCUUAUUCGGCUGGUGAUGGGAACUGGUCUUCCCCUCGGAUAUUCCAAAUCUGGCUUCAGUCGGGGUUCCACUUAUUCUCUUGAAGCAUCACUCAUAUAUGCCAUGGAAAUACAGCCUUACAUAGAAGAACCAGCGCCUCAACCUUUGUCGUCUCUUAGUUUAGAUGCCUUCGACUUGACUCCAAGAGCUCGGCAUGAAUUUACCUUGACUUCAAGUGAAAUUUUGGAGGCCUAUUGGCAGACCCUAGAGUAUUUCUUUUUGGGUGCGGUACCUAGAGUUGCAAGGAAAGCAUUUCCAGGUGCUAGCGUUCCUGAGUUGUUUGGUCUUCGGUCAUGGACUUCGCUCCGGAUAAUGACUUCAGAGCAACGAAAGAGGUUAAUGAAGCGAGUGGAGGAAGGGGGUGAGAACAAGAGGUUGUCUCAUGCCGAGUGUUUACAGUUGGCCAGGGAAUUGAACCUUUCUCCCGAACAGGUUUUGAGGGUGUCCUAUGAAAAGAACCGAAGAUAUCGACUUCAACAGCUGGGGAGGGAGAAUAUGGAUUCAGGUGGAAGAAUUGAUAACGAAGUCAGUAGUGGUCAUCGAAUCAAACCAAACAUACAUGCUGGUUCAAAAAAGAGAGCUGUUACUGAUGCAGACCUUAUGGAAGUUGCUCAUGUGAGGGCUUACAAACGACAACGUCAAUUGGAGCAAGCGUCUGCCGCUGAGGAUGCUUCUGCGUCUACUGGUUUUGUGGAUACUCUGCUUGUUUCCAACAAAGAGGGAGAGACCAAUGAGCCUAAUGAAGAAGAGGCCGAGGAGGAUGAAGAGGAAGAUAAGGGGACCGAGGAAAAUCCUUUUAACUAUCUUAAAACCAUCUCGAAAUUGAAACCUACUCGCAGUAAACGGUUUCCCUGGUCAGAAAGUUUAGACAGAGUUUUGAUACGUUGCUAUACAAGGCAACGUGCCAUACUGGGUGCACGUAACCAUCGUGUGGAGUGGGCUACUAUACCUUCUCUUCCUGCAAAUCCUGCUGCCUGUAGGCGUCGAAUGGCUCAAUUGAAAUCGGAUCCUGCUAUUCGGAAAGCUCUUAUGAAUCUUUGUUCUAUACUGUCGGCUAGGUUCAUGAGACAAGAGGAUGUUAUAUCAAAAAGUAAAGUUAAGGAAACAAAUACAGAAAUAGUUGCACAGCCUAACUCUGACAAAGACACUGACGCCAAUCAGCUAGAACUAGCAAUUAGUAAUUCUGACAAAGAGUUGCCUUGGGAUUCAUUUGAAUAUUUUUCGGUAGCCAAGGCUUUGAAUGAGGUCAUGCAGUUGCGCAAUAUUGCGAAGGCCAUAAGUAGUAAGCGAAGUUCAGUGUUUCGAUCAAACGUACCGAAGCACCCUGGGAAUAAUGUACCAACAUCACUUUCCAGCUUAAUCCAGGACGAUAUACAGUCUACACCACGGCUCGCACUUGAGACUGUGGAUCCUUCUGGUGCAGAUGUAAAGAAAAUGGAUCGAAAUGGCGACUCGGCGACCACUUCCCGGGGUCGACAAAGAGCUCCCCGCGUUCGUAAACGGAAAAAAUCAGAAAAACCUGCAUCUCUGGGUGAGAUGACAUCUGAAGAAAUGGUGCGGAAAUCUUUGGGAAUCGCAAACGCAGUUGAGCUUGUGAAAAUGGUCUUGCUUAACGCAGCAAGUGCUGAAGUUCCUUCGGAGCUGGUGGAUGCACUCAGACGAUGUGAAGAAUCACAUGUCUUCGCCGCAUUUAAUUAUCUGCGGUACCAAGAAUACGUGAUUGUCGGAGGCAAUAGUCAACCAUUUAUUCUCUCCCAGAAGUUCUAUCACAAUGCCUCUGCCUCUCGAUUUCCUUCUGAGACCGGACUCGAGGCUCUUGGUGCCACACAAUGGCUAACUGAACAUGUUUCCGAGGUGGACGAGGAUUGGGUGCCGCUUCCUACUGAGAGCUUGUGUGGGCAGUUGAUUCAGCUUCUUGGAAUUGUUAGUGAAGGUGAAAUGAACAUAGCCCCUUUUCUCCCCAAAGAAGGAGUAGGAGAAAGUGAGGACAACAAAAUUAUUGUGUUGGGAACGAAGCGAAAAACUGAAGGAGGCCAGGAGAUUCAGUUUAUGAAGCCUAAGAUCCAACGGUCUGACUCAUCCUCCCCUGGAUUUCGUCGAGAAAGAGGGUUCCCUGGAAUUCAGGUGUGCAUUCACCGAGCUAGGAAACCUGUUGGAGAGCUUGUGGAUGCCGUUAUCUCACAAAGCCAAGACCUUAUCCAUCAUCAUGAUCAGUUCAAUGAUGACAUGGAUUUGGACCAAGGACAGACAAUGGUUUCAACGACCAAAAGUGUGCCUGAACCGACUGACGCAAUGGAAGUCGAUGAGCCUGUUCUCUCGGCGGAUUUAUGCGAAUCUGCAGUCACAACGAAGGUGGAUGUAGUGCCGCCCUCAUCAGUAGGGGAUGUCUUUAAAUCCACAGAGGUAGCCGAGGUCGAUGUAGCCAUGCCAUCAGCAGUAGAUGUUCCUGCAUCGACUGAAGCACAGGAGGUUACCUCAGCCGUUCCUUCAGCAGUUGUUUCUGAAUCCUCGAAGACAGCUGAUUGCAAUGUAGUUGUGGCGGGAAGUGAUACAAGUUCUAAGUUGGUGAGCUGUAUACAUCACUUUUGUUCCACGUCGGCGGAUCCAUUAGAUGCGAGUAAGGGCAGAGACUCCAAGUUAACACCGGUGCUUUUGAAGGCAGCCACGCAUGCAGUUGAGAAGGCAGGGACUGAAGGAAUCGACGUCCAGCAGUUGACAAAUCUCCUCGAACGCAUGGAUCAUGAGUUGACUGAGGAUAUAGUGGAGACCUAUGUCACUGCAUUGGAGACCUUUGAUGUUGUUAGAAAGGUAAAUGCCUAUGAUCAUGUGCGCGUAAUCGCAGCAGUGCAUAGUUCUCCAUUUUUCAUACAUGUGAAAGCAACGAAAGGAGAAAAUGGUUUCGCGGAUGCAGAUGCAUCCUCUGGAGGAAGCGGAAAAUCAUGUGAAAAGAUUGCACAAGGCUUUACAACAAUUGCGACCUUGAAUUCCAUCGCUAUAGGUUCUAGGAAUUGGACGUCAAUCCAGCCCAAUCUGCCGAAAGAUGAUAGUAAUCAUCGACGGGUAAUGCUUUCAGCCAGUAAAAACGAGGAUAUUGAGGCGAUUCAAACCGUUCCCAUGCUGCCGUGGCUAGCAGGAGAUGGAAGCGUAAACCGCUUGCUGCUGAAGUCUCUCUUACGGAGGGUGAUUGGGAUUGUUAUGCUAAACCCUGGAAUUCUAGAGGAACACCUCGUGGAUCAAUUGCAUGUUCUUAAUCCACAGACUGCCAAGGAGCUGCUUCAGAUGCUGGAAUAUGAUGGGCAUGUGAUCGUUAAGAAGUUAUUGCGAUCGCAGCCACCAACACCUCCUGGUGUUCUUGGUCAUCUGAUCAAGUCGAAGACGUCAGGAAGUACGAAACCCACUUAUGGUUUACAUUACUACGCGAACUGUACAAGUGCUACCUUGUUGUAGUAGACUCAACUAUUUUGGGAAAACUCGUGCUUUCUUCUAGUCUGGUUUUCAUACGACAGAAGGGUCGGUAUCAGUUUUUUUCUACCUAGCUAUUUCAUUUAGGCGCCAAAUUAGAUUUACAUUGAAGCGAUAAUGAACAAUUGUACCCUGCACAAGAUAACAACUGAUUUGCCAACGUGGUUUAGCUUUGUAAUUAAGAGCCAAAAAAGAUGAACAUUCGUGUUACUUGUGUAAAGUCAAUAUUACAACAUUGUAUUAUCGUA